This is a messenger RNA of Elaeis guineensis (African oil palm), 1859 nucleotides long. Its product is annotated as ACT domain-containing protein ACR10. NCBI's taxonomy places the organism in Eukaryota, Viridiplantae, Streptophyta, Magnoliopsida, Arecales, Arecaceae. The record is from RefSeq and is a predicted model, not a curated record.
UCUAACCACUCCCAAACGAGAACCAAAGGACCAAAAAGCCGCACGAGAGAUCCGCCUCCUCCUGUCGAAUUGGGAACUUUGGCACCGGAAUCGAGAACAUCCACCACUCCUCUGUUUCUUUGAAGCCUUUCCUCCCACCUGAAACUGUAGUAGAAAGGGGAAAGCAAGAGGCAGACUUGUCUGAUAGACAUAGUAAGGGAACAAAGAGUAAGGGAGAAAGAGAUGGGCCUACCGAGCGACGACGUGGUGGUCAUCCGGCAGCCGGAGCGGCCCGGAGAGCCGAGCGUUAUCACCAUCAGUUGCCCGGACAAGACCGGCCUCGGCUGCGACCUUUGCCGCGUGAUUCUACUCUUCGGCUUGAACGUUGUCAGGGGCGACAUGAGCACGGAUGGGAAGUGGUGCUACAUACUGUUCUGGGUGGUGGCGAGGGGAAAUAAGGCGACGAGGUGGGGGCUGCUGAAGAAGAGGCUGUUGGGGGCCUGCCCGGUGGCGUUGUCGCUGUUGUUGGGGAUGGAUAGCUACUACUAUGGGCAGCUGGAAACAGAGCAGCAGUCUCAAGUUUUUCUUCUCAAGUUCUCAUGCUAUGAUCGAUUGGGCCUCUUGCAUGAUGUGACACAGGUACUGAGUGAGCUGGAGCUCACAAUCAGGAGGGUUAAAGUAUCCACCACUCCAGAUGGGAGAGUUAUAGACCUCUUCUUUAUCACUGACACGAGAGAACUUCUUCAUACAAAGAGCAGAAAGGAUGAGACUUGUGCCCAAUUGAAAGCUGCUUUAGGGGACUUUAUGACUAGCUGCGACAUCGAAGUGGCUAGUUCAGAGAUUGCUGCAUGUUUGCUGGCUUCAUCUUCUCUACCCCAUUCAGUCAUGGAGGAGAUGUUCAGCGUAGAGCUUCCAGAUGAACCAUCCACAGGAUCUCUUCCCACACUCAAUAAUCCUUCAGUCACAAUGGAUAACUCUCUCAGCCCUGCUCAUACACUUAUUCAACUUUAUUGUCAUGGCCACAAGGCCCUCCUUUAUGACAUCAUGAGAGCUCUGAAGGAUUACAACAUCCAGAUUUCCUAUGGGCGAUUCUAUGCAUCUCAUAAUGAAAACUGCGAAAUAGAUUUGUUUGUGAUGCAAGUAGAUGGAAAGAAAAUUGUGGACCCAAGUAAGCAGAAGGCAUUGUGUGAUCGCCUGAGAAUGGAGUUGUCUCAUCCCCUCCGUGUGAUGGUCAUGAACCGUGGACCCGACACAGAGCUUUUAGUUGCAAAUCCAGUUGAAUUAUGUGGCAAGGGUCGUCCUCUUGUUUUCUAUGAUAUCACCCUUGCCCUCAAAAUGCUCGGCACACGCAUCUUUUUGGCUGAGAUUGGGAGGCAUGUUGCCGGUGAGAGGGAAUGGGAGGUUUACAGAAUCCACCUUGGUGAUGAUCUUGAGCUUGCAGCAUCAAGGAACAAGAUUGUGGAGGGAGUUACAAAGAUGCUAAUGGGUUGGGACUGAUUUGCAUUGACACUUGCACGCUCUCUGUGUGCUGUUUGCGCAUCCAGGAAGUCUUUGACAUCAAUGAGCUCUUUAUGUUCAGCAUAUUUAUUGUACAGUAUACUCCAUGCUGUAUUUUUUUCUAAUGGCUGUAUACUCAAAUCAAAGAGUGAGCUGACCUGUUUUACUUGCUUUCCCUUGUACUCAAGAGUUGCUAUAAUAUAGCAAGUCUGAGAUGGCAUAUUAGAUGCAAGGAGAAGAUCAUGGGAGUAACAAAAAGAAUGUAGCUCAUAAAACAUUUUUGUAUAUGCGGGAGAAAGAGCAGAUACCUGUACAUUUUUUUUUUUCUGAAGAAAAUAUGUAGCAGAUACUUGUUUGAUGGUUAGGGUUAACUUGCUUGACUU